Messenger RNA from Penaeus vannamei (Pacific white shrimp), 1946 nucleotides. Lineage: Eukaryota; Metazoa; Arthropoda; Malacostraca; Decapoda; Penaeidae. The record is from RefSeq and is a predicted model, not a curated record.
CUAGAUAGGCUAGACUGGCAACAUACGCAUCUUAUGUUCGUUAUAUUUUUGGAAAUGUUUAGACGAGCUACACAACCUCACAGUAAAAAGAGUGCUUGCACAUCAAAUCAGUACAAUGUAUGUGCUAAGUGUUGGAGUGUUGUUAUUAUGCCUUGCACUAACAACGGCGGCAUCAGAUCGUCCUCACAUCAUCUUAAUUGUGGCAGAUGAUCUUGGUUUCAACGAUGUGGGAUUUCAUGGAUCAACACAAAUUCCUACACCCAACAUUGAUGCCUUGGCCUAUUCAGGGUUAAUCCUGAAUAACUAUUAUGUUCAGCCUAUAUGCACGCCAUCCAGAAGUGCCCUGAUGACUGGAAAGCAUCCAAUACAUACAGGUCUUAACCAUGAGGUGAUCUUAGGGCCUCAGCCUUAUGGCCUUCCCUUGGGUGAAAGACUCCUGCCCCAGCACUUAGGCCAGCUGGGCUACAUCUCUCAUCUGGUUGGGAAGUGGCACCUGGGCAUGGCUAUAAAAGAAAUGACACCAACCUACAGGGGCUUUGCAUCGCAUUUUGGGUACUGGACAGGGCACAAGGAUUAUUAUGAUCAUUCAGCACAGGAGGCGCCUGGCUACUGGGGAUAUGACAUGAGGAGAAAUAUGAGUGUUGCGCAUGACUGCUAUGGUAAAUACACCACAGACCUCUUUACGGAUGAAGCGGUGAAGGUCAUAAACCAACACAACACGUCGAAGCCCCUCUUUUUAUACCUUGCCCAUCUCGCCGUCCAUUCAGGCAAUUCCUAUGCCCCUCUGCAAGCGCCUGAUGAGGUUGUGCAGAAGUUCUCAUAUAUAAAGGAUGAACAAAGGCGGAAAUUUGCAGCAAUGCUGUGGAAGCUGGAUGAAUCUGUCGGCAGGGUUGUAGAAGUGCUAAAUGACAAGCAGAUGCUCCACAACUCAGUUAUCCUCUUCACAACGGACAACGGUGGUCCGGCUGCUGGCUUUGACAGGAAUGCGGCUUCAAACUGGCCUUUGAGAGGGGUGAAAGCAGCUAUGUGGGAAGGGGGAGUGCGAGGGGCAGGACUCUUGUGGUCACCUAAGAUCUUGAAUCCAGGGAGAGUCUCUCAGCAAAUGCUUCACAUUACUGACUGGUUGCCUACGUUGGUUUCUGCUGCAGGUGGUGAUGGAUCAAGUAUACAAUCUCUUGAUGGCAUAGAUAUGUGGAAAACAUUAACAGAAGGUAGAGCUUCACCACGUAAGGAAUUCCUGGUGAAUUAUGACCCAAUCUUAGAUGGUGCUGCUGUGAGAUUUGGAGAUUGGAAGUUAUUAUACAACCCCCAAGGUUAUGGUCACCACUGGGAUGGCUGGUUUGGCCCCUCAGGUCGUAAUGAGACAGCUCCAGAGACGAGUUUGAAGGUGAUAAUAGAGAUGGUCCUUAAUUCGACAGUAGCCAAGGCAGUGAGAGCUGCAACGCCUGAUGCUUACCAGAACCUUACAUCCGUGAGGAAGGAUGCCGAAAUUCAUUGUGGACCUAUCCCAGCAAAUGCUACGAAAAUAUGCAAUGUUACUACCUCUCCAUGUCUGUUCAAUAUUUUGCGUGAUCCCUGUGAAUAUACAGAUGUCGCUGCCAGCCACCCUGAUGUGAUGGCCAUCCUAAAAGCUAGAUUGCAAGACUACAUUGACACUGCAGUACCCCCUCGUAACAAGCCCUGGGAUCCAUCAGCUAAUCCCAAGUACUGGGGUUAUACAUGGAACAACUGGUUGGAUUAUCCACCUCCAGUAGGACUGCAAGUCGAUGGAAGUGUAACACAGACAGCAUUUGCCAAUGAUAUUUAUGGUGAUAUGCGACCUGAAUGAUGAGAAGUUAUUAUCCUGCUGUUCCCAUAUUAUUUUUGAUUUAUUUACUGUGUUUUAGAACUGGAUCAAUGGAUAUAGACUGAAUUAAAUGAAAGUAUAAAAAAAAAAAAAAAAAAAA